AUGGCUACAAUGCAAGAAGGUACGAAGAUGAGGAAUUUGGUUACCAAAACGCCAAUUAUGUUGGGGAUGAUGAUUACGGGCAUAGGGAUGGAAGAAAUGAUGGUUACGAGAACAACCAUCAACCACGAAACAAUUAUCAACGGAACCGGAAUAAUGGGUUUUACAACAAUAACAACAAUGCUAACCAUAACCGGAUUCCUUGUUUCGUGGGAGGUGGCAAUCAAAGGGGUAAUCAAGGUAGAAAUCAAGGUGGGGAUAGAAGGGGUGAUCGAAGGGACAACCGAAGACCGGUUGAUCAAGAAGUUAACGGUCUGCAUCGUCGUCAACAACCUCCCACGGGGAGUGAAUGACCGUUUUAGGCCGGUGGUCACCGAGAAUGAUUCACCAAUUGACAAGGCAAAGCAAUGGUUCCUUACACUUCCGGCAAAUAGCAUUCGAACAUGGGGAGAAAUGCAACAAGCUUUUCUGGAUGAGUACUAUUCGAUGGCAAAGACCAUUGAUGCUCGUGAUGAAAUUAGGUCUUUUCGCCAACUAUCGGGUGAACCGUUGCAUGAAGCAUUCACAAGAUUUAAGGAGUUGAUGCGAAAGUGCCCACAUCAUCAAAUAGAGAAGUGGGAGUUAGUCAAGUGUUUUGUAUGGAGUCUAGAUGACAACACAUGGAACCGCCUUGAAUCAACGAGCAAUGGGACGCUGUUGAGCAAUCAUGAGGAUGAUGAUUGGGAGUUUUUGGAGCGGAUGAGCAAACGGUCAAAAGAGAAGGAAUCGGCCGAUAGAGCUAAGAAACAUCCCAUUUCCCGGUCACUUCCUGAUCUUGAUUCUAAAGAUCGAAUUUCUACCUUAGAGCGGGAAAUGGCUCGUAUGAAGAAAAAGGUGGUGAACGCGGUACAAUUUGCGGUGUGUGAGGAGUGUGGAGACAUUGGCCAUAGAACCGAGCAAUGUCCAACGGGGAGGAGUGAUUACACCGAGGAGGUAAACCAAGUUGGAAAUGGGGGUGGUACAUCAAACUCUCAAGGUGACGACUUAUUCAAUUCUAAAAUGGACGCUCUCAUGAAUGCCAUGACCACCCUUACAACCGAAGUAAGGAAAGAAUUUGAAGUGAGGGAUAAAUCUCAUAAAGCGUUGGAGAAGCAAGUGGGCCAACUCGCGGAGGAAAUGGCUCAAAUGAAGGGAAGCAUAGGAAAGCUUCCAAGUGACACUACAGUGAACCCGGAGCAUCAAGGUUCUAGCACAAGCAACGUGAGGAAUGCACACAUUAGUGCGGUAAGUAUUCUUUCAAAUGACGAGGUUUGUAGUAGUGUUGAAAGCAUUCCACCACCACAAUGCGUUGAUGGUGUAGUGGAAGAUAUAAGUGAUGAGCCAGAAAGUGAAAAUGAACAAGAAACGACUUCACAAAGUAAAAUUGAAAAUAUAACUAAAAAUGCUUUUUGUGAAAAUUGUUUAAGUCAACUUAACCCGAUUAAUGCAUCAAAAGUUGAGAAACGGUACCCACCGAAGGACGAGAGGUGGGAAAAUUUUAAACAAGCAAAAAUUAAUUUACCGUUACUCGAUGACAUUAAAAAGGUUCCGGCUCAUGUGGAAUGCUUAAAGGAGUUAAGCAUCAAAAAACGGCACAACAAAUUACCCAAACCGGUUGAUUUGAUAUCUCAUGUGACUGCCGUUUUAUCGAGUGCCCUUCCUCAAAAAGCUCAAGAUCCAGGAGAUCCUCUUAUUCCGAUUCAAAUUGGAACAUUUAAAAUCGAGAGGGCUCUCCUCGAUCUUGGAGCUUGUGUGAGCAUUUUACCCGGGAGUUUGUAUGACCAAUAUGAUUUUGGUCCAUUGAAAAAAUUUAAUACUCCCGUGGUAUUGGCCGAUCAGACUCCCACGCAUCCACGGGGGAUGGUGGAGGAUGUGAUUGUUAAGGUGGAUGAUUGCUACUACCCAGUUGACUUUUUGGUAGUAGACUAUGUUGGGUGUGUUGAGGACACCCAAGCGGUAAUUAUCUUGGGUAGACCGUUCUUGGCAACUGCUAAUGCCAUAAUAAAUUGUGCAACGGGAACGGUAAGCAUGAAGUUUGGGGAUCGGGAAUUAAAUUUAAAUGUUUUUCCAAAUUUCACUAACCCACUCGGUGAGGAUAAGUUUCCUAAAAAGGACAUGAAUCCAAACAAAAAGAUAUGUGCUAUGGUUGGCAGGGUUGGAGAAACAAAGAAGAAGACAGUCAAGAAAAAGAAGGCGAAGAAGUCACCUCUAGAAAAGAAGAAGGAAGAUGAGGUGAGGAAGUUUGGACCCUUUGGCAACAAAUGGUAUGAAUCGCCGGUGGAUGAUUUCGACGAAUUCAUAGGUGGCAAGCACGCCAUCCGACCACCAUAA
This is a messenger RNA of Helianthus annuus (common sunflower), 2346 nucleotides long. RefSeq lists its product as uncharacterized. The transcript has 3 exons. NCBI's taxonomy places the organism in Eukaryota, Viridiplantae, Streptophyta, Magnoliopsida, Asterales, Asteraceae. The record is from RefSeq and is a predicted model, not a curated record. Bases 1 to 2346 code for a protein of 781 amino acids. Gene Ontology annotation, molecular function: nucleic acid binding; zinc ion binding.